This is a messenger RNA of Cuscuta epithymum, 778 nucleotides long. NCBI's taxonomy places the organism in Eukaryota, Viridiplantae, Streptophyta, Magnoliopsida, Solanales, Convolvulaceae. The record is from the annotation of a GenBank genome assembly.
AUAUAUAGUAGUAGUAUGUACGAAGUAGCUAGUAUAUAAGGUGCAUGUAUGUAUAUGAUAAGGGUCUUGGUUUGUCUUCUCCGCAUGCUUCAUUGUCUAUUUAUGCAUGAUUCUUGCCACAUGUCCUUCAUGCAUUAUCAUCAUUUUUGUUUGAUACGGAGGCAUCCAGCCGCUAGAGCUCUUCUCUUCGCUCUCGGAAUUCCUGAGGUGUGGCUGCCGGAGUUGUUUGGCUCUGUUUUCGUGGAUUCUACCUCGCGCGAAGAAGAACACCGAGGACCGCAGGUCUGCAGGGGUGCGGCGAAACUAUACCGAGAAGGCAACAAUUUUCGUAGCGUGGUGGCUGUAGAAUGACGCACGAGGUUCGAAGGUUAGGUCGUUGAAUCAGAAGAGAGAAUAAAAUUAAGCAGUAAUUGUCUGAUAAUCGCACGUAGCGGGGGUGAAUUUUAUUGGAACAGAUCUGGUUUCGAUCUCGUCUGUGUUAGGUGGCGACAAAGGAUGUUUGGUAGAGAACCUGAUGAAUAAGAGGCAGCGUGAGGAAGAAGCUUCGUUACUGCUUAUUUUUCUGUUGUUUACUUUUAUUAUUGUAAGACUCUUGCAUUAGGAUUAUGUGAGGUUUGGUUUGCUUCAAUCGUCUGUGGCACAUGUUUGCCCAUUAAUGGAUCAACGAGUUAUAUUGCUUGUUUGAAGUCUGAGUCUGGUUCGCGGGCUGACAGUUGCAUGUGGUUCCUUACUUUUUUUACUCCCAUUCUGAAUGCUAAUGCUUUGAUAUCAAAUUAAG